UGUUAUUUUGGAAGAAUGGCAGAAGAAGCUCCGGCCGCCGCCCCCGCCGCCUCUCCGGCAAAGCCCAAGGCCGCCAAGAAGAAGUCCGCCCCGAAGAAGGCCCGGACCGGCCCCAGCGUGAGCGACCUCAUCGUCAAAGCUGUGGCCGCUUCCAAGGAGCGGAACGGCGUGUCGCUGGCCGCCCUCAAGAAGAACCUGGCCGCCGGAGGCUACGAUGUGGACAAGAACAAGGCCCGCGUCAAGACCGCCGUCAAGAGCCUGGUGGCCAAGGGGACCCUGGUCCAGACCAAGGGCACCGGGGCCUCCGGCUCCUUCAAGAUGAGCAAGAAGGCCGAGCCCAAGGCCAAGAAGCCCGCCAAGAAAGCGGCUCCCAAAGCCAAGAAGCCCGCCGCCGCCAAGAAGCCCGCAGCGGCUAAAAAGACCAAAGCGGCCGCAGCCAAGAAGACCGUAGCUGCUAAGAAGUCUCCCAAGAAACCCAAGAAACCCUCAGCGGCCAAGAAGGCGGCAGCCAAGAGCCCCAAGAAGCCCGCCACCAAGAGCCCCAAGAAGAAGAAGGCCCCCGCAGCCAAGAAGGCUCCAGCAGCCAAGAAAGCUCCAGCAAAGAAGGCCGUCAAGCCCAAAGCCAAGAAGACCGCGGCCAAGAAGAAGUGAGCUCUCACUGUCCAACGUCCAACCUCAGCAAAGGCUCUUC
Messenger RNA from Salarias fasciatus (jewelled blenny), 691 nucleotides. Its product is annotated as histone H1-like. NCBI's taxonomy places the organism in Eukaryota, Metazoa, Chordata, Actinopteri, Blenniiformes, Blenniidae. Gene Ontology annotation, cellular component: nucleosome. The record is from RefSeq and is a predicted model, not a curated record. Gene Ontology annotation, molecular function: structural constituent of chromatin; DNA binding. Gene Ontology annotation, biological process: nucleosome assembly. The transcript has a single exon. Bases 16 to 651 code for a protein of 211 amino acids.